GAUAUUGCUUAUCAAGCCGCAUUGCCCGAAAUCCAACAAGUCCUGAAAUCAGCCUGCGAGACGCACAACCUCCCCUUGGCUCAAACAUGGGUCCCCUGCAUCCAGCAGCAGGGGAAAAAAGGCAGCCGACACUCCGACGAGAACUACUCUCACUGUGUCUCCACGAUCGAUCAAGCCUGCUUCAUAUCCGACGAUCGAAUUCGUGGCUUCCACGAGGCCUGCUCCGAGCACCACUUGCUUAGAGGACAAGGCGUCGCGGGCAGAGCAUUCACCACGAACCAGCCUUGCUUCUCCGGCGACGUGACUGAGUUUUGCAAGACGGAGUACCCCUUGUCGCACCACGCGAGGAUGUUCGGAUUGUGUGCCGCGGUGGCAAUUCGACUGAGGAGCGUCCACACGGGUUCUUCGGAUUUCGUGCUCGAGUUUUUCCUGCCGGCGGACUGCCGGACGGCCGAGCAACAGGAGGAGAUGCUGAAUUCGUUGUCGGUGAUUAUUCAGAGGGUUUGCCGGACGUUGAGGGUGGUGACGGAUGAGGAAAUUGAGCGGGAAGAAGCUGGUCAUUCGGGGAAGCAAGUGGAUAGAAAGCGUACCAAGGCAGAGAAGAAGAUCACAUUGGAAGUUCUUAGGCAGCAUUUUGCUGGAAGUUUGAAAGAUGCUGCUAAGAGUCUUGGAGUGUGUCCAACGACAUUGAAACGAAUCUGCAGGCAGCAUGGGAUAACGCGAUGGCCUUCUCGAAAGCUAAAGAAGGUUGGUCACUCGCUUCAGAAACUCCUGGUCGUGAUGGAUUCUGUUCAAGGCGGCUCUGGUUCGUUACAAAUUCGUUCGUUCUACUCCAGCUUCCCCGAGUUAGGCUCUCCACCGGCUUCAAAGCCACCCGAGGCUGCCUACAUUUCUAGUAGUGCCCUUGUAGCUGCAGUCAAAUCAACUUCUUCAUCAUCGUGCAGUCAGGGUUCGAGCUCGAGCCACUCCUUCUCCAGUGAUCAUCCUCCCUCGGCGAAGAAGGCUGGCGUUCGGAGGGUCCCCCAGUGGGACGCAGAUGCUCAGCGAGUGAAGGUUGCGUAUGGGAACGAGAUAGUGAGGUUCCGAAUGGCAAACAACUGGAGGUUCAACGACUUGUUGAUGGAGAUUGCAAGGCGGUUUGGUAUCGAUGACAUGAGCAGGUUCGAUGUCAAGUAUUUGGACGACGACUCCGAGUGGGUGUUGAUAACGUGCGACGACGAUGUCGAGGAAUGUAUCGAAGUCUGCCUAGCAUCUGGGAGCCAAACUAUAAAACUCUUGCUCCAGGUUUCUUGUCGAGGCGUUUGA
This is a messenger RNA of Linum tenue, 1305 nucleotides long. NCBI's taxonomy places the organism in Eukaryota, Viridiplantae, Streptophyta, Magnoliopsida, Malpighiales, Linaceae. The record is from the annotation of a GenBank genome assembly.